CUCCUCUUCCUCCUCCUCGAGCUGUCAGCAGUUACGCGGUUCAAACUUGGCCGUCGCACUCAGCGGACCCCGCGGCCGCCGUCUUUUUCGCCUCACUUUCUUUUCGAGUUUUUAAAGGAAACCCAGUUUUUUUAGUAAUGUGUUAGCGUGUGCCCCGCGUCCAGAGGAAUAUCCGUGUUUACGCCUGAAGUUGAGGAGCGGCAGCAGCGGCGGGGGGAAAUGUCCAGCUGAGGAGUGGAAAUCCUGAAAACUGCAGGGCCUGUUCUGUAAUGAUUGAUCAAUGCUCCGAUAAUGGCGCAAAAGGCAAAGGUUUUAUAUGACUUCAGUGCUGAGCCUGGAAACAAUGAGUUGUCGGUGAAAGAAGGCGAGACGAUUACGAUCACCAAUCCGAAUAUUGGAGGGGGCUGGAUUGAAGCACAGAACUCCAGAGGGGACGUUGGACUGGUGCCCGAGGACUACAUCGAGCUUGGUAAUCAGGCACCUGUUUUCCAAGGAGGUGGAAGCAUUGCACCCACUCCGAGUGGAGGAAACGCUGCGUCUUCCGACCUGUUUGUGUUCGACGCGUUCGCCCCGACAGCAGCGCCUGCAGAAACCCAGGUGAAUGCUGGGGGCUUGGCUCCCCAGCCGGAGAGCCCUGACUCCCCCGUUUCCCCCCACCUUCCGUCCCCCGAUGAGGCCAGCAAUGGUAACGAUCCCUGGUCAUCGUGGAACACCGACCCCUCCGGCGGCUCCAACAACAACUGGGCGUCUAAUCCGGAAGGCACCCAGACCGGAAGGGGUGCCGCUGACCCCUGGGGCUCACAUGGCCACCCUCAGGCCUACCAAGGCCCCGGGGCAGAGGAUGACGAGUGGGACGACGAAUGGGAUGAUAUGAAAUCCACCAGUGGCUACCCUGAAUCAGAAUCGGGAGACAGCGGAGCGAUACAGAGAGGAGGCCAUGCAUCGUCGAUGAAAAUCUCCCUCAACAAGUUCCCGGGUUUCUCCAAGUCUGGUCCAGAGCUCUACCUCCUGACCAAGCAGCCCAUCAAGAGCAAAGACAGGCUACCGAUUUAUAUGGGGGAGGUUGGUCCUGUGUGGUCUUACCCAACUACCCAGCUGGAUUGCGUUGUAGCGGACCCAAAGAAAGGCUCAAAGAUGUACGGCCUGAAGAGCUACAUCGAGUACCAGGUUACACCCAACACCACAAACCGGCCCGUCAAUCACAGAUACAAGCACUUCGACUGGCUGUAUGAGAGACUCCUGGACAAAUACAGAUCGGCCAUCCCCAUCCCUUCUUUACCUGACAAGCAGGUGACAGGCCGGUUCGAGGAAGAGUUCAUCAAGAUGCGCAUGGAGCGCUUGCAAGGUUGGAUGACCAGGAUGUGCCGACACCCUGUAAUUUCCAACAGCGAAGUGUUUCAGCUUUUCCUAUCCUACAAGGAUGAGAGGGACUGGAAGACGGGGAAAAGAAAAGCAGAGAAGGAUGAAACGGUGGGAAUGAUGAUCUUCUCCACGAUAGAGCCCGAAGGUCCAGACCUGGAUCCUCUAGAAGUGGAGCAGAAAUGCGAGCAGUUCAGCAGGUUUACCAAAGCCAUGGACGACGGGGUGAAGGAGAUCCUCACAGUGGGAAACGAGCACUGGAAGAGAUGCACAGGCCCUCUGCCUAAAGAGUACCAGAGAAUCGGCAAAGCUUUCCAAAACCUUUCCUCUGUCUUCACCAGCAGCGGGUACCAAGGAGAGUCGACCCUGACUGACGCCAUGACGGCGGCGGGGAAGACGUACGAGGAGAUUGCUCUGAUGGUUGCAGAGCAGCCCAAGAAAGACCUCCAUUUCGUUAUGGAGACCAACAAUGAAUAUAAGGGUCUCCUGGGAUGCUUUCCUGACACAAUCGGAUUCCAUAAGGCGGCCAUAGACAAAGUGAAGGAAGGUGACCAGCUGGUGGCCACCAGUAAAAUUACCCCUCAGGACAAAACCAUGAUGGCCAAACGGGUCAGCGUCAUGUCCUACGCUUUACAAGCUGAGAUGAAUCACUUCCACAGCAAUCGUAUCUAUGACUACAACAGGGUCAUGCAGUUGUACCUGGAGGAGCAAGUCAAGUUUUACGAGACGAUUGCUGCAAAACUGAGGCAGGCACACAGUCAGUUCACUACAAUGUGAAAGCAGUCGCACUACAAGACGAGAAGAGUUGAACCAGUUCAACGUCCACAAACCUUUUUUUUUUGCUUAUUUUGCAUUCUUUUCCCUCCCUUUAAUUUAAAUUUCACUUCUCUGUUACUCUCACUCUUGCCUCAUCGCUGCGUUUCCUUCUGGUGCAGCCAGUCCCAGCUUGUGGAGUUGCUCGCCAUUCGUCGCUCUCAUAAGGUUACGAACAGGUAAUGAGCAUAUGCACCAGUAGAAAGGUUUUUUUUUUUUUUCUAAGAGCAGCAGUGUCGGCAUGCCAUUAUCGUAAGCCGUCUCUGGUCAAGGUCCGCGACUCGAAACGCAGACAACAACCAAGUUGUGGCUCCGAUGGUUGUGAGUUAUUUCAGUGCAUGAGUUAAACUCCAGCAUUUCUCUGAUGUGCUGCCAUUUUUGAACAGGCUUCGGUGCAAUUCCUGUCCAGUAAUACUUUGCAGUUUUUCUUUUUUUCAAGUUACAAAGAAAUCGAUCCACAAACGUGACAAAACUAUUGUCACUGCAGAGAUGCAGCAAAUCACUAACACCAGAAACCAAAGUCAGUGGCCUUGCUUUUAACGAGGACGGCCAGUCAGUUGAAUUUUAAACGUAGCCUAAACAUCCUAACCAAGCUUCACUCUGUAUUUCUCAUUUAAAACCACGUUGAUUUGAGUAUUUCUGUUUGAACAAAUUAUGAGAAUUUUUCCGCUCUGAGCCGAGGUGCAGACCUUGAAGAAUCCGAGUGUUGGAAGAGUUGGCAAAUACAGAGUGUGUAUCCUCUGUAUGUCCACUGCUGGCAGUGCUGACCCCCCCCCCCCCCUGCAUUUCCUCAAAAGCUAACAGGAAGCUCCACCUUCAUCCCGCGUUUCCCCUUUGAGAAAAAAUAGAAAGGUGUCACUUCAGUGCAGCGUAUCACAUUUCAUUAGGCAAAAAUUUAGGAGAUCAAUCUGCUUUCCUCUGUAAGGCUAAAACUCUGUGAGUCUGUAAUCUCUCUGCCAAAACUAUCUCUGUCCCUUCUUGGACUCCUGGAGAAUAUGUGUCCUUGUCUGGUGUUUGAUAUGAAGAAGUAAUAGCAGCAUUAAUCGUAACGAAUUUGUACUAUGAGAAGAGUUUGUGAGUACGGCCUGGGCUAUGUCAUGUAUGACGUUAUAUAUAUAUUUUUUUCUUUUUUUUUUUUUGCUUUUCACUGCCCGAGUUUCAAUCAAGCGUUAAUCUCUUUCACUCUUUGUCGGUCACUCUUGAUCUGUUGCUGCAUUAUGUACGUAUGUGUUGGACCUAACAGGUGCUUCUUGUCAUGGAGAUACUAUAUGUAUAGAAGUAUUUGCAAUACAUUUUCACUCAAAAGAGCAAAAA
This is a messenger RNA of Salarias fasciatus (jewelled blenny), 3486 nucleotides long. RefSeq names its product sorting nexin 9b (gene snx9b). The coding region runs from base 292 to 2136 and encodes 614 amino acids. Gene Ontology annotation, molecular function: protein binding; phosphatidylinositol binding. The transcript is spliced from 19 exons. The record is from RefSeq and is a predicted model, not a curated record. Lineage: Eukaryota; Metazoa; Chordata; Actinopteri; Blenniiformes; Blenniidae. Gene Ontology annotation, cellular component: plasma membrane; cytoplasmic vesicle. Gene Ontology annotation, biological process: mitotic cell cycle; endosomal transport; plasma membrane tubulation.